GACCUGCCUCGAACCGCAACUGCGUAAAUAUAUAAAGUAAAAUAAACUUACGUGUAUCACAAGUCCGUGACUAAGCAUUCAAGAAGACGGUAGCUAUUUCAAAUAUUUAUAAUGUUACAUUAUUCUUCGUCAAUAUUGGUUUUGGUUGUGCUUAUGGUCAAUUUGUCCUUAUCUGGAGCACAAUAUAGAAGAUACCGACGUGAUCGUUGGAAUACAUAUGACGAUAACUCUUACGAUAUGCCAAAUACCGGGCACCAGGGUGUAAAUAUUGGAAAUGGAGUGAAUAGAAAGAAUGUCGUGAUCAUUGAAAAUCGAAACUCUGAUCAUCGCGGUAAUUCUCAACCCGGUUUCACUACUAAUAACAUUGGAAACGGAAUGGGAAAUCAGAACACAGUUGUAAUAGGAAACGGCGAUCGUAGACAACAUCAUAGCGACUCCGAUAGUUGGAAGCAGGGUGGAACUAUUUUACACAAGGGAAAUAAUGGAUUCGAUGUAUUCAAUGUUGGCUAUGGUGACGGUAACCAAAAUCGGGUUACUGUUGAUGGUAAAGAAAUAGAUCCAGAUUGCUUUGGAAGUUCGUGUGAUAGAAAAGCGCCUCCAAGAAGAAUAAGCAGUGCUGCUGGAACAAACAAAGCGUUUUCUCUAUUUCUUACGGUUCUUAACAUUUUCUUUCUUAACUUAAUAUAUCCUUAAUAUCAUGUAUAGAUAUAUAGAUAAAAAAUGUGAUUUUGCAUCACUUUAAUCAAGAUUUUAUUAAAUCAAUUUCAUCAGAGUACUAUAUAAUUUUUUUUAAGAAUCUAUAUUUCAUAUUUUUCCAUCAUUAUGUUGAGUGUGACAUAUGUAAACUUCAACAAAGUAUAACCAAUAAUAACUAACUCAUGUUCUAUAACAUAUAAUUAUAUAUAAGUUCAGCAAAAAAGCCUGAGAUGAAUCACGGGCCAAACUUUUUCUUUGAUUUAUCCAAAGCAUUCGAUUGUGCUUAACAUGAGACCUUAGAAAGAAAAAUAUCACCUUCGUCAUCAUCAUAAUCAAUCAAACUAUUACCGGCCCAGCAGAAGGUCUCCCCCACAAGCAAAAUGGUUAUGGCUGUAGUCCACCACGCUUGUCCAGUGCAGAGAGGGAUUCCACAUGCCUUAGAGAACAUUAUGGAGAACUCUCAGGCAGGCAGGUAUAAUCACAAUGUUUUCCUCCACCUUUAAAGUACGUGAUGUUUUAAUUGCUUAAAAUGUGGCAGCCCCCCGAAAGUGAAGCUAGUUUUACCACCAGGCUAUCACCGCUUCUCUACUACUAUUUAAAAUAAUGAAAAUACACUGUAACAAUCUCAAUAUUAUCAGUAAAAUGAAACUAUUAGUGAAGUUGAUUACGCGACGAGGUUAAAUAUUAUUUUAUAACAAAUUGAGAUAUAAAUAAAAAAAAUAAGAUGUAACCCAAUAAGUUCAAAGUUGCAUAAAAAAUUCCAAGUGGUUACACAUUGAACUUAUUGACAGAAUUCUCAAAACUUG
This is a messenger RNA of Pararge aegeria (speckled wood butterfly), 1502 nucleotides long. RefSeq lists its product as uncharacterized. Lineage: Eukaryota; Metazoa; Arthropoda; Insecta; Lepidoptera; Nymphalidae. The record is from RefSeq and is a predicted model, not a curated record. The coding region runs from base 112 to 693 and encodes 193 amino acids. The transcript is spliced from 4 exons.